ACGUGGAGUGACCCUCGCGGGCCGGGCAGGGCGCCCUCUGCCGGCCAGAGAGCAGCGGCAGCAGCAGCGGCGAUGGCGGCCCACGCGAAGUUCAUCUCCCGCACGGUGAUGGUGCACAGCGGCAACGUGGACGCGGCCUACAAGCUGCUCAACAGGAUCCUGACGCACGACCGGGUGCUGGAGGACGCUCGGAGGCGCCGCUACUUUGAGAAGCCGUGCCGCCAGCGCCAGCGCAAGAGCUUCGAGGCCUGCAAGCGCAUCUACGACACGGACAUGGCGCGCCGCCUCGCCUUCGUGUCCCGCAAGAGCGGCUUCGACCCCUGGGUGGGCUGCUGAGGCUCCGCAAGCCGACUCCCGCUGCACUUCCACACCCCCCCCCCCCUUGCGGUGACAUCUGGCACCCGGCGUUGCCAACUUCCCGACGAUCCUCCGACAACGCUGCGAGAUGGACCCCUGCGACGGUCCUCGACAAAUGUCACGAGAAAAACUCAAAUGUCUCAUCGUCUUCGAGCGGUGGUCGAUCCACGGGCUCGAUGUUUAUUUUUGAUCUGUGCGUUUAGUUGUCGUCCUUCGCCCGCACCUCCGAUUCGCACGGUCGGCUGCGUACGGCGCGACAGAAGUUCAACAUCCAUAAUGUAGUUUUUUGGGUUAGAUCGCGUAAAUGUGUGUCGUUAAACCCACCACAGCCAAUUGGUCAUGUUGUGUCGCGUAAACAGAACGCGUCAAUUCGUUACUAGGACAGCAACAUCGGUGUGUUGGAGUGCAAAUCCACAACAUUUACAAUGUGAGUA
This is a messenger RNA of Lethenteron reissneri (Far Eastern brook lamprey), 791 nucleotides long. RefSeq names its product mitochondrial ribosomal protein S21 (gene MRPS21). NCBI's taxonomy places the organism in Eukaryota, Metazoa, Chordata, Hyperoartia, Petromyzontiformes, Petromyzontidae. The record is from RefSeq and is a predicted model, not a curated record. Gene Ontology annotation, molecular function: structural constituent of ribosome. Gene Ontology annotation, cellular component: ribosome. Gene Ontology annotation, biological process: translation.